AUGGUCCUUUACCCUUUAGUAGAAGUGACGAGUAAAGAGACGACUCUUCUUUCCUCCACAGCUAGAAAGUGGCGAGAGAAGACUGCCCUGGGGCGCUUGGGCAAGUGGCAGGUUGAGGUGGGAGAGCCGACCUUGCCGCCGGGGGGAGCGCUGGAAUCGGAGCUCAUAAAGGAAAGCAGCUCCAAUCCCAUCUUCGUGAGGAGGGAUGCGCUGACCAGUUUCCAGUGGCGGAUCCGGAACCUGCCCUACCCCAAAGAAGUCUACAGCGUGUCUGUGGAGAAGGAGCAGCGCUGCUGCGUUGUCCGCACCACCAACAAAAAAUUGGAGUCUGAGGCCAGUCAAAGCCAUUCUUCUCCCUGCUCCUUAGUCCUCAGGCAGCAGAAUGUUGGUGUUUCCAUUGAUAUGGGGAGCCCUUUCAAACGAUAUUACAAGAAGUUCCUCAUUCCGGACAUGGACAGGUACCAGCUUCCCCUGGAUGCCGCUGCCCUGAGCUUCACGUACGCCAACGCCACCCUGAUCAUCACGUACCGGAAGCCCAAGGAGAUCCUGGCCGCGGAAGAGGAGCUGCGCAAGGAGCUGAAGAAGAUCAAGGCAGCGAACGAUGGGGACGGGGAGUGCAAGACCCAGUAGGCAGCGGCGGCGGAGGGGGCUGGGCAGUCUCCGGGCAGAGCUGCGCGCUAUUUAUUUUGCUUUUUCUAGUAAAAUUUCUUCCACGGGGAGGUUGCUCCUCGAGAACCA
This is a messenger RNA of Pelodiscus sinensis (Chinese soft-shelled turtle), 738 nucleotides long. The record is from RefSeq and is a predicted model, not a curated record. Lineage: Eukaryota; Metazoa; Chordata; Testudines; Trionychidae.